Bathycoccus prasinos is the source of this 1770-nucleotide messenger RNA. RefSeq lists its product with no specific name. Bases 1 to 1770 code for a protein of 589 amino acids. Gene Ontology annotation, cellular component: cytoplasm. NCBI's taxonomy places the organism in Eukaryota, Viridiplantae, Chlorophyta, Mamiellophyceae, Mamiellales, Bathycoccaceae. Gene Ontology annotation, biological process: arginyl-tRNA aminoacylation; protein arginylation. Gene Ontology annotation, molecular function: ATP binding; arginine-tRNA ligase activity; arginyl-tRNA--protein transferase activity. The record is from RefSeq and is a predicted model, not a curated record. The transcript has a single exon.
AUGUCGUCGUCUGAAUCGUCGUCUUUAAACGUAAAGUCCGUCAUCGAAUAUCACGGAGAGUAUUCUAAAACGCGCUGCGGAUACUGCAAAAACUCAUCAUCAUCAUCAUCCUCUUCGUCGAUUUCAACCGGUUUCGUGGCGCAUUUCUUAACCGUUUUCGAUUACGAAAGAUGCAUCAACAACGGGUGGAGACGAAGCGGGAGGUGGGUGUACCACCCGACGCCGAUCGAGAGCAACUGUUGCGUGCUGUGCACGAUUCGAUUGAACGUGGAAAGGUUUCAAAAGACGUCGAAACAGAAGAGAGUGGAGAGAAAGUUUGAGAGAUAUUUAGAGACGGGUUUUGAGACUUCGUCAUCAUCAACAUCAACGUAUCAUCAUCAUCAUCAUCGACAAAACGGCGGCGAUAAAAACGAAAAAGAAGAUAAUGACGAUGAUGAUGAAAUUAGAGUGUUCUUGAACCAGCGCGUGUUAGACGCCAUCGAGAAAUCAGUCUCUUUUGUUGAUUGCGACAAAGAUAUUUUCAACAACGAGAAAAAACUACUGGUACAGAAAACGACGAACAAAGAAGCGUUGGAAAGAGGAUCAAAAUAUACCUCCUCGGCGUGUUUAAUAAUCGCAGGAAAACUGAAAAAAGAUCGAGAGGAAGUCGUCGCGAAGGUUUUGAAGCGAUUGACGGAGGAACAGAAUGAAACGAAACACUUCAGAGUGGAAGCGCGAGGCGGCUUUCUCAAUUUUUUUCCCUCCUCCUCGGAAGGAAAUUCUGAAAAGACGAAAAUAAAACCAUCGCGGGGGAUGCCAACGAAGAAGAAGGAAAAGAAAGACGACCACCCAACGUUGAAGCCACAGAAGAAGAAAACAACGAGCAAACACAAAAUGUUCACCGUCACGGUUGAAAACUCAGAAUUUAGACGGGAAGAUUUCGAAUUAUGGCAAAGAUACCAGGCGAAAAUUCACAACGAUCCGCCUUCAAAGUUGAAGAAGAGUUCGUAUGUUAAUUUUUUAUGCGACACGCCGUUAGUUUCAGACGACAAAACGUACGGGUCGAAACAUUUUCGAUAUUUUAUCGACGAUAAACUCGUAGCCGUCGGCGUUUGCGAUGUCUUACCGACCGCCCUGAGCUCGGUAUACUUUUAUCACGAUCCGGAUUUAAUGAAACUCGAGUUGGGAAAGUUGAGCGCGUUGUACGAAAUCGAUUUUGUCUCCAAGAAUCGCAACACGGCAAAGUAUUCCUUGGGUGAUUUCAAAUACUACUACAUGGGUUAUUACAUCCACGAUUGCCAAAAGAUGCGCUAUAAAGGCGAGUAUAAACCGAGCGAGUUAAGAUGUCCGACGACUGGGAAGUGGGUCAGUUUAGACGAUCGAAAAACGCUCGAAAAGUUAGACGCGCAUUCCUUCAAGAUAGUCAGCGACGUGGACGAGGAAAAAGUUUCGAUGAAGGAAGAAAAAGAUGAAUUUGAAGAAUCAUCACUUGGUAACCAAAUCGUUGGCGUUAUACAAAACGGGCAAUACUUAGGUCCCACGCGAAUAAUGGAGAAUGGCGCUCCCAUUUAUCACGUGUUAAACGCCUCCAACUCGGGGCAGAAAAAAUUGCGCAUGAUAAAACAGUUUCGAAGAGACAUCGGAGGCGGCAAGAACGAGUUCGUUUACCUCGUCGAUGUCACGUCUUCUCGUUUCUCUUCGUCGGGUGAUAGUGAAGACGAUGAUGAUGACGAUGAUGAAGAUGAGUUGCUCGUCGCAUCGCCGUCCUCUUCAGACGCAAUGAGUGUGUAG